AUGUAUACUUCCAUCGCGUUCAUUGCUGCGACACUUGCCACCGGCGCCUUAGCUGUUCCCUUCAGCAACACGUCCACCACUUCAUACUACUGCGGCUAUGGGACUAAUGCCGAUGGCUCAUGCGUCAGCCCAACUUCGACCACAAGCUCGGCCUCGACUACUUCCACCUCAAGCGUUUAUUGCGGGUUUGGAACCGCUCUAGAUGGCAAGUGCAAUCCACCUCCGUCGACCACGACACCAGCCUCGUCGACGACAACAUACUACUGUGGAUAUGGCACCGCUCUGGACGGCAAGUGCAAUCCGCCCCCGACCACAUCGAGCACGUCCACCAGUACGUCCACCUCCUAUUACUGCGGCUUUGGCACUGCUUUGGACGGCAAAUGCAAUCCCCCAACAUCAACCACGACCAGCUCAACGUCUACCGCCACUUCCACCUCGCACUACUGUGGUUUCGGCACUGCUGCUAACGGCUCUUGCAACCCUCCCUCAACGACCAGCAGCACAUCGACGAAGACAACGAGCACCGUCAGCAGCACGACAACAAAAUCCACGACUGUGAGCACGACCAGCAGCGUUAGCAGCACAACCACUCCCGUCUCCCACUACUGUGGCUAUGGUACAGCAUUGAAUGGCAAGUGCAACUCAGCUCCUCCUACUUCGACUAGCUCGUCAAGCAGUGCCACCAGAACGACUGUAUCUCACUAUUGCGGAUUCGGCACCGCUGCCAACGGCCAGUGCUUGCCAAAACCCCCUGUGUCUACAACGACUCCUAAUGGCUGCCCCACUGCUAUGACCGUCACCCAGACCGUCACGGCGACCCCGACCCUGGCUCCUCACUUCUUCUAUGGCCUCAGCGAGUGUGUGGAAUGUCAGACGGUCACCAUCACCAUGGCCAUUCCCACCUCGAUCGGGGCUUGGUAG
Cladophialophora carrionii CBS 160.54 is the source of this 921-nucleotide messenger RNA. RefSeq lists its product as uncharacterized. The transcript has a single exon. The record is from RefSeq and is a predicted model, not a curated record. Bases 1 to 921 code for a protein of 306 amino acids. Lineage: Eukaryota; Fungi; Ascomycota; Eurotiomycetes; Chaetothyriales; Herpotrichiellaceae.